Camellia sinensis is the source of this 1414-nucleotide messenger RNA. The record is from RefSeq and is a predicted model, not a curated record. NCBI's taxonomy places the organism in Eukaryota, Viridiplantae, Streptophyta, Magnoliopsida, Ericales, Theaceae.
AUGGGUUCUCUCCCUUCGCCUCCACCAUCCACGCCGCCACGGUCACCAGAAACUUCCCUCUCCCACAACCGUGUUUAUGCCCUGUUUUGCUUUAAAGAGCCGGGGCCUAAUUCAAACAUCUCCAAUUGGUUAGAUUGCUACAAUCCGGUUGACAAUACGUGGACUCAUGUUACCCCAAUUCCGGGACUAAUUGAGAACCAUUUGUUGAAGGAUUUUGCCAUGAUCUCUAUUGGAGAAUCAAUCUACAUAAUUGGCGGCCGCCUCUGCCGCAAGGACCGUGCUCCCGCCACCACCGAAUCCGAUGAAUUUUUUGAAGUCAACCAAGAAGUACUCUCGUCGGUGUUACGUUACGAUGUCAACACCGAUCAAUGGUCCAAAUGUGCACCACUUAAUACACCUAGGGGGACAAACCACGCUGGCAAGUGCCAGGAAUCAAUCUACAUAAUCGGCGGCCGCCUCUGCCGCAAGGACCGUGCUCCCGCCACCAACGAAUCCGAUGAAUUUUUUGAAGUUAACCAAGAAGUACUCUCGUCGGUGUUACGUUACGAUGUCAACACCGAUCAAUGGUCCAAAUGUGCACCACUUAAUACACCUAGGUAUGACUUUGCGUGUACAGUGUGUAACGAUAAGGUCUACGUGGCAGGGGGACAAACCACGCUGGCAAGUGCCAGGGGUGUGUCAUCUGCUGAGGUGUACGACCCCUCACUCAAUGAAUGGACUCCAUUGCCAAAUAUGAAUACCUUGAGGUAUAAGUGUGUGGGCGUGACGUGGCAGGGGAAAAUCCACAUGAUUGGUGGAUUCGUGGAGAGUGGUAACUUUGUCGGGGGGUAUGUAGACCGAAGCUCUGCUGAGGUGUACGAUGAGGAAAGGGGAAAGUGGGACCUCGUGCCGGGGAUGUGGCAACUGGAUGUGCCACCUAAUCAAAUAGUGGCAGUGAAUGGGACACUAUUAAGCUCAGGGGAUUGCCUAAAUGCAUGGAAAGGUCAUAUUGAGGCCUAUGAUGGGAAGCUUAAUAUAUGGUACAUGGUUGAAGGGUCACAAUUACAAAUUCCUUCAUCACCUACAUCGACAUCGUACGGUGGUGAAGAGAGGUGGCCUAAGAUCCAACGGCGAUACCUCACGAUGGCAACGAUUGGAACCCACUUGUGCCUCUUGGCAGGUUAUCGGAAUAUUGAGGAAUCAUCACUAUCGAAAUCAAGGGUACACGUAUUGGACACGUCAGCAACUGGAGGGACAUGGAGGUGCUUGGAGCCCACUGAAGAGGAGGGAGAGAAGGAGCUGUGUAGUCACUGUUGUGUUGUUCAAUUUCCUUGAGAAUUUGAAUGGAAAAAAAAAAAAUAAUGUUGGUAUUUGCUUGACAUAAUUUAAUCGUACUGUAUAAUUAAGGUUUUGAUAAUUAUAUAAAUAUAUUUAU